AUGGAGAAUUAUGAUGUAAACAAAACAAAACAAAACGAAGCAGCAAGAGGUUUGAUAACCUCGUGUCACAUAGCCCUGUUCGUUGACUCCACCAGCAUACCGACAUUUGAUCCGACAUUCGACUCGAUCAAUUUGCAAGUAAAGUCACUAUUAUACUUGUUCAAGAGACUAAGGAUUAAUAAACUAUCUCCUUUGGUGAAGAAUGGGCAAUUGACGUAUUUGGAUUCAAACAGUUCAGGUGCAAAUGUUGAUGACGCUGAUCCCACAUUCACCAAACUUGAUAGGACUUACAAUGUGUCCAAAUUCGAAGAAUUGUUACUCGAUGAUGAAUAUCGUGUGUUGGUUGAUUACAUCAAAAAUAAAUUCCGUUCAUUGUGCUUUUUGAAUGAGGUACCUUUUGACAACAGCGACAACUACAGCAGUCCCUCUGAUGGUUUCCCACCCUUUUUGGAUUAUAAAAAACGCAAGUCCAAGUACUUCAAAUUCACGUUGUUCCCCAUUGAACAACCACACACUACCGAGUCUAUUGCCCGUAUUCUUAGUGGAUCAACUGUUUACAGUGAACAUAAGGUUCCAUCAUUGAAGAGGUACAAUAUUGCACUUACUGCAAUAACAAAGGCCAUUGGUAAACCCUCGAUCGUGAAAUUCACCAUAUCUCAAGAUGAGAAGACACGGAUUAUUAGAAACUAUCUCACAUUAUUGGCAACACAUGUACAAGUGAUGAGACUUUACGAUGAGUACACGAAAUUGCAUCCACUUAUAACUACACUGACAAACACCCUUGAACAUUCAACGUUGAAAUUGCCACUCAAUGACUCUCCAUCGGCGGGCUCAACAUCUUCGUCACCUACUAAAGUCCAGCCCUCAACUUCUUUGACAAAGCUGUCGCUGUCACCCACAAAACUAGCGAAACGAGCCCCACAAUCAUCACUCACACGAAAGCCAUCCAUACCGAAAUUGCGACUUGAAGAAUUAAACAAUCCGGUAACUAAUCCACCUAAACAUCAAUAUGGAGAGAAAGUGGUGUUUUCCAGUUCAAGCAAUGCUGCUGUAUCACACUCGGACUCUGGAUCCGGGUCAGCCACUUUAUCAGAAGAUGUAGAAGGUGAGGAAAUUUUACGUUUGGACCUCAGUUCCAACCCGGAGCAAAUCCUCAAGCCACUGGCCAAGACACAAGUAUCCUCAAACCCAGCUGACAUUUUGACCCAGAAUGACAUUCUCAUGCACUCAACCAAGCCGCAAAACUAUAUCGAGAGCAUCAAGAGCAAUGGGUUUCAUUUAUCUAAUAAUUACUUUGUAACGUCGCCGGAUUCGGAUGGCGAUUUGAUUGGGUUGUGUUUGUUGGGGUCAGAGACUUUUGAGGUCAAGUUGACCAAUAGUCACAAGAGUAAGAGCAACAGCAAUGGCAAGAGCAACGGCAAGAGCAAGAGAAAAGAAGUCAAUUUUACACUAAAUGAUCAUAUUGUUACAUUUGCGCCCUCAAUUUUGCAAAUCUUUUCCAAAAUUCACCCGAAACCGGAAUUGCUUGUUAUUGGACUAGGCAAGAAAACCAGUCGUUUGCUCAACCCUGAAAAUAGACAAUGGUUCAGUAGCUUGGGCAUACAGUUGGAAGUCAGUGAUUCAACUAAUGCAGGUCAGAUUUAUGAUUUAUUGAGUACUGAAAGACCUGGUGUUACUGGUGCGUUAUUGUUACCUCCUAACUUGUGA
Molecule: messenger RNA, 1707 nt
Organism: Lodderomyces theae
Lineage: Eukaryota; Fungi; Ascomycota; Pichiomycetes; Serinales; Debaryomycetaceae
Exons: 3
Coding region: 1-1707 (568 amino acids)
Biological process (GO): mitochondrial respiratory chain complex I assembly
Cellular component (GO): mitochondrial inner membrane
Source: RefSeq, a predicted model, not a curated record